GAUAAUGUGCAUUGAUAUGAAAUCACACAGAUUGAAGUCGAAGAUGAAUGGUUCUUGAUUGAGUAUUAUGUUUUUUAAUUUUAUUCUUUUGUUAUUAUUGUUUAAACCUUUUGUUAUAAGAUUUUUCUAUACUAAAAGUACAAAAAAAAUUAUCUUUAAAUUAAUUUGACCCUUUUUUUACUUUAAAUUCAAUUAUUAAAUAAUUAUUUUUAUAAUUUUAAUGAAAUUCAUUUAAUAGUUUAAGUUUUGUAAUAUCAAACUAGAACAUGGAAAGUUGAGUUAAAUAAUUUUAAUUUAUAUGAUUUUAUCAAAUUGAAAAAAAAAAAAAAUGAAUAGUGAUGAAGGAGACAUUCGUUGGUAUCAUGGAAAGAUAUCUAGAGAUACAGCUGAAGUAAUUUUAUUGGAUCAUGAGAUUAAAGACGAUGGUUUAUUUUUAGUUCGAGAAAGUAAUUCUGCAUCUGGAGAUUAUGUACUUUGUGUUUUACAAAAUAAUGAAAUAGUUCAUUAUCAAAUUAGACGACAUGGUGAGGAUGCUUUUUUCUCUAUUGAUGAACAAAAUAUUAUGCAUGGGCUUGAAACCUUGAUUGAGUAUUAUAGUAAAGUAAAUGAUCCAAGUUUAGGAGUACAGCUUACUAAACCUAUAGUUAAAGAUCCUCCACCUCAUGAUACUAGAAGACAUGGACGCACUAAUCUUUUGCAUCGAGCUAUUACACAAGCUAAUUGUAAAGUUGUUUCUGAAUUGUUGAAAUGUGGUUAUAGAAAUCUUGAAGCUAAGAAUCAAGAAGGUCAAACUGCAUUACAUUUAGCUAGUCAAAUGGGCCAUGAUCAAAUUGUUGAAAAACUUAUUUCAUGUGGUGCUAAUGUUAACUGCCGUGAUACUGAAGGUUAUACACCAUUGCAUUUUGCAUGUCAAAAUAAUUUAUUAAGUACAGUAAAAGUUUUGUUAACCAUUGGAGGUGCAAAUAUUCAGUUAAGAAAUUCAUCUACGGGAUGGGUUGCUCUGCAUGAAGCUGCAAGUAGAGGUCACAUGGAUAUUGUAACUUUAUUGUUGUCUAUGAAUGCUCCAUCAAAACCUAGAACCUAUGGUGAUCUUACACCUGCAGAUAUUGCCCAUACAAAUGGACAUGUUGAAAUUGAAAGACUAUUAAAAGAAUAUGUUCCUCCAAUGCCAUUAUCAAGACGUGAUAAGUGGUAUCAUGGAAAACUUGAUCGUCAUGAAGCAACCAGUAUACUAAAAAACAAAGGUAUUGAUGGUAGCUUUUUAAUCAGACUAAAUAGACAAAGUGGAUAUGUUUUAUCAAUGUUAUCUGGUGAUCAAUGUUACCAUUUUCAAGUACAAGAUAGAGAUAAAUAUUAUUUCAUUGAUAAUGGUCCAUAUCUCGAUUCUUUAGAGCAUUUAAUACAACAUUAUACACUUUUCCCAGAUGGUUUACCUAAUAAAUUAGAAGUGCCUAUAGUUCCUGCUGUGAUACCUCCAUUACCAAAAGGAUUUCCUUGUAAAACAUUGAAGAAACCAAAACCUAAGCAAACAGAUUUCCAAGAUAAUAUCAUGAGAGAUAAUUUAAUUUUAGAUGAAGUAAUUGGAGAAGGUGAAUUUGGAUCUGUAUAUAAAGGUGUAUAUCAAAAUCGAGAAGGUUUCGAAGAAAAAGUUGCCAUAAAAAUGCUUAGGUAUGAUAUGUCAUCAGCAAAUAAAUCUGAGUUUUUACGUGAAGCACAAGUUAUGAUGAGUUUAGACCACGAAUGUGUAAUUAAACUGAUUGGUAUAUGUGAAGGUCCUCCUUUACUAAUGGUACAGGAACUUAUAGCACUGGGUUCUAUGCUAACGUAUAUAGUAGCACAUCCUGAAUUAGUUAGUCCUAAUUAUGAAUUAAAAAUGUGGGCUGCUCAAAUUGCUUCAGGUAUGUCUUAUUUAGAACAAAAACGUUUUGUACAUAGAGAUUUAGCAGCUAGGAAUAUACUUUUAGCUGAUAGACAUCAAGCAAAAAUAAGUGAUUUUGGAUUAUCUCGUACAUUGAAUAUUGAUAAAGACUAUUAUAGAGCUUCACAUGGUGGACGUUGGCCUAUUAAGUGGUAUGCACCAGAAUCUUGCAAUUAUGGAACAUUUUCCAGUGCAAGUGAUGUAUGGAGUUAUGGUGUAACAUUAUGGGAAAUGUUUUCAUAUGGACAACAACCUUAUGGUGACAUGAAAGGUGUAGAUGUGAUUGGUAUUUUAGAAAAAGGUGAAAGAUUACAAAGAACUGCACGAUGUCCUAAUGAAGUUUAUAAAACCAUGGAGAUGUGUUGGGCAUAUAAUCCUAAAGAACGGCCUACAUUCAGUCAACUGUCUAAAAUUUUUGCUUCAGACUCAGAUUACGAAAAUUUCAAAAAUUUUAUCAAACUUUAAAAGUGCCCUAGUAUAUUAAGUUUUAUUUCCUAUUAGACAAUAGUUUUAACCAUUUAAUUUUUAAUGAAGAAUUAACUGAAUUUCUAUACUAAAAUUAUUAUUGACUAUCGUUAUGGAUAUUUUGUUAAUGCUAUUAAUACCUUAUAUUAUUAAUAAGAGUUAUGAACAAUAUUUUGUUAUCUUUUAAAAUUUAGUAAAU
Messenger RNA from Daktulosphaira vitifoliae (grape phylloxera), 2582 nucleotides. RefSeq names its product tyrosine-protein kinase Shark (gene Shark). Gene Ontology annotation, biological process: innate immune response; cell differentiation; cell surface receptor protein tyrosine kinase signaling pathway. Gene Ontology annotation, molecular function: signaling receptor binding; non-membrane spanning protein tyrosine kinase activity; ATP binding. The transcript is spliced from 2 exons. The record is from RefSeq and is a predicted model, not a curated record. Lineage: Eukaryota; Metazoa; Arthropoda; Insecta; Hemiptera; Phylloxeridae. Gene Ontology annotation, cellular component: extrinsic component of cytoplasmic side of plasma membrane. The coding region runs from base 329 to 2383 and encodes 684 amino acids.